CUCCGUUUCGCAGACAGCUCGCAAUAUGAACAAUCUCUUUCUGAUUUUGAUCACCGUGCUAAGUCUGGCUAAAGCUCAAAACGAUUCGACAACUGACUGCGCGUCUCUUGAUUUUAAGAGUUUGCCGAAAACUUGUUGCAACCAGCCGUACGGUGACCUCUUUCCUUCAAGCAAACUAAGCGGCUUUAAAGAAUGUAAGUCCACUUCAGCUCUGCUGGACUGGGCCAACAGCUACAAAUUAAACAGUCUGCAGUCCAAGGACAUUAAAAACUUCAUAGAUGAAAAAUCGAAAUCAUUCACUUCCACGAUUUGCGCACCCGCCAUCUUCAUGAACUGCCUUUUUAAAGCCAAUAAUUUUGUGAAUACAACCGGCUACAUUGAUAUAGAAAGUUUGAGAAACUUCUUAGAGACAAAUGCACCGAACGACACUUGGAAAAACAUCGUUACCUCGACUCUCGAGCCAAUGGACCCCUCAAGCAGUACUGCUUAUUUGUUCACUGACAUCGUCGAGGACAACUUUGAAAAGGUCAUCUGUCCAUCUGAAACAGUCAACAUGCUGCCACUCAUCAUGACCCAAAUGCUGCAAAGCGAGUUCGUCUGGAUGUGUCCCAAACAAAAUCUUUACACAACUACAAACAAGUGCAGCGUUACGAUGAAGAAUUUCCAGUACUGUGAUGGAAAAGUGUAUUCCAAUACUGCUAAAGGAAUUUUCUUUUUCCCUUAUGUGUGAAAACGGCAGAAACUAACGUCUGAAACACGAGAGAAAAUAAAAUUUUAUCCAAUCAGAA
Molecule: messenger RNA, 788 nt
Organism: Cloeon dipterum
Lineage: Eukaryota; Metazoa; Arthropoda; Insecta; Ephemeroptera; Baetidae
Exons: 9
Coding region: 26-730 (234 amino acids)
Source: RefSeq, a predicted model, not a curated record